CUAAAUAUCAAUUCCUGGGACCAGCCUGGCUGUCCAAUGGUUAAGACUCCACACUUCCACUGUAGGGGGCACAGGUUCAAUCCUGGGUCAGGAAACUAAGAUCUAAGAUCCCACAAGCCGGCGCCCUCAUCGACCCUCCACUUGGAAUAAUGCUCUCCUGUUACCUAAAAACUGGGUUUGCCUCUUAGUGGGUGUCAAGCCAAAACACACAAUCAAGUCAAGAAGUGGGAGGAUUUAUUACUUGCAGUAAGUAAGGAGAACAUCGAGGCUACUUCCCAAAGCAGUGUCGCCCUGAACAGCAAAAUUGGGGAAGCUUUAAGCUAAGGGAACAUGCAUAUUCAUGAGGGGGCUUGCGCAGGAGGAAUUUAGCAUAGAACUGGGGCAAGAGUCAUCCUAGGUUGACAGUCCAGGUCUUAGUUGAUUGAAGCCAGCAAAGAUCAGUAUCGUCCAUUCUCUGGCUCCAGUUAGUCUCGUGGCCAACUGUCCGAGGAGGUUCGGACCCUGUAAAACAGCUCGGGAAUAUGUAUCAGAAUAAUCUUUACCUUUGAAACAGAACUGGGAGUCUUUAUGACUGAUUUAGUAUCUCCGAUACGGUUAAAUUAUUUUCCUGGCCUGGUAAUAGCUGUUUGCUCUUACAUUCUUGUUUCCUUAAAAUCAUUAACUCCUGAGACCUGUUCUUCCGCAAAGGCAAGCACUGUGGCCAGGCUUAGAUUACAACACGGCCUACACCUAAAGUGGCUUCUCUUAUGUCAAGAAGCUAUGCCUGGGUCUCUUUCUUUGGGGUCUCCCCUGUCCCCCAUCUGGCUGCACUCCCUCCCAGGCGCAGUCCAGCGUCCUUACCAGAUGGAUUCACCCUGUCUCUUCUCGAACCAUCAAAGCACCUAGGGGGUGCCUCUACACGACCCUGUAAGCUACUUGAGGGCAGCAAUCUGCUUCUCACUCUUUCCCUGUUUCCUGCUCUUCCCCCAGGGCACUGACCGGCUCACUGGCCCCAUCAAAUUGGCUGCGUUCAAUUUUGCUCGGAAUAGGUACACAAGUAUCUCUAAUAUAGAACAAGUGCAUGGAAGAUAAGCGGGAUGCAGUUCAAAGACAAGUGUUGGGGUGCCAGCGCUCCCUGGGUCAUGGGGAAAGCUUCCGGGGGGACUGGAGCGAGAAGGCCCAGGACCCCUGGGGCUCCCUGGGCCUCCGCUGUUUUCCUCUGACAAGUGAAGGAGCGGGCUGGGUGGGUCUAGGGUUCCUGACAGAGACACUGACGCUGGAGUGCCGAGCAGAGGCCACCUUCCAGAGACCAUAAUGACAAGGAAGGCUCAAGACCAAGGCAGAUGACACAGAAACAAUCUAAGGUGCAGCAGACACGCUCCCGAUUUCUGAACUGUUUACUCUUUCUACGGAGUCGAAGGGAAAGGGCGCUCCGGUCAAUCCGGGCUGCGGGGUCGGGGCUCUUUUCUCCACCAAGUCCGCAGCAAUCCCGCAAUCCCAGCUAGGGCAGCCCCUAGCCGCAGUCGGCGGCUCCCGUCGUCAGGAGGCUGCGGCGUGGUUGCCUAGGACACGCCCCCGUGCCUCCGCAGGGCUCCCCGGGCCUUGUAGUCCGCCGGCCGCCUCUCUUGGGCUGGCCACGCGGGGAGAGACUACAACUCCCAGGAGGCAGCGCGGCGGGCCCUGGGGGCGGGGCGGGUCCUGGUGGGCGGGUCCGGGCUAGGGCCUUUUCCCUCCCGCCGCGGCGCCCAGGGUCUCCGCGUCUGGAGGAGGAAGAUGGCGUCGCGGAGGGCUCGAACCUGGCUGCGCGAGCUCCGGCCGCCGCCGCUGCUACUGCUACUGCUGCUGCUGUUCCUCGGGCCGUGGCCGGCGGCGGGCCACGGCGGCAAGUACUCGCGGGAGAAGAAUGAGCCCGAGCCUUCCUCGAAGCGCGAGCCCGGGGGGGAGUUCCGCAUGGAGAAGCUGAACCAGCUGUGGGAGAAGGCCCAGCGGCUUGCUCUUCCUCCUCUGAAGUUGUCCGAGCUCCACGCUGAUCUGAAGAUACAAGAACGGGACGAGUUCAAGUGGAAGAAACUGAAGGCUGAAGGCCUGGAUGAAGACGGAGAGAAAGAGGCAAAGCUUGCCCGCGGUCUCAACGUCAUCUUGGCCGAGUACGGUCUGGACGGGAGGAAGGACGCCCGGGCCGUGAGCAGCAAUUUCAUCAACCACGGCCCCGCCGACCACAGCCUGGAGGACCCCCGGCUGGAGAAGCUGUGGCACAAGGCGAAGACCUCUGGGAAGUUCUCCAGUGAAGAGCUGGACAAGCUGUGGCGGGAGCUCCAGCAUCACGAGGAGAAGGUCCAGGAGUACAACGUCCUGCUGGAGACCCUAAGCAGGGCCGAAGAAAUCCACGAAAACGUCAUCAGCCCCGUGGACGCGAGCCGCGUCAAGGACACGCUGCGGGCGAGCCACGCCGAGCUGAAGGACAAGCUGCGGGACAUCAGCCAGGGCCUCGACCGCCUGCGGAGGGUCAGCGGCCAGGGCUACGGCGAGCAGGCCGGGUUCGAGGAGCCUCGGGUGCUGGACCUGUGGGACAUGGCCCAGUCAGCCAACUUCACCGAGAAGGAGCUGGAGUCCUUUCGGGAAGAGCUCAAGCACUUUGAAGCCAAAAUUGAAAAGCAUAACCACUACCAGAAGCAGCUGGAGAUUUCUCACCAGAAACUGAAACACGUGGAGAGCUUUGGGGACCAGGAGCGCGUCAGCCGGAACAAGGAGCGGUACGCCGUGUUGGAGGAGAAGACCAAGGAGCUGGGCUACAAGGUAAAGAAGCAUCUGCAGGACCUGUCCAGCCGCAUCUCCAGGGCUCGCCACAACGAGCUCUGAGGCCCCGGAGCCCGGCCGGCGGCACGGAGGAGGCGCCAGCUGCCUGGGGCUCCUGCAGAUGGGCCUGGGUGCUCAGGGGUGGCUUGUCACCGGCAGAACCUCAGGGAAGGCGCGAGGGGGACUGGCCCCGAGGGGCCUGAGCAGGAAGGAUAAUGCCGCGGGCCGGGGGGAGGAGCUCCAGGAUCCCGCCCCGCCCACCCCCGGCUGGCGGCCCCGUGCCCUCAACACAGCCAGCCAUCUCCUCUGUUGAGAAUGCAGUUCCCAGCUGCCUGUGGAGUGGGGGUCCCCUAUGCCACAGGGUCACAGCUUGCAUCAAAGUCUUAAGAAUCUGCCACUGGAGAUACUAUGUACGGAAGUCCUUACAAAUACAUUGCAGUAUUUAAUUAAACCUUGAGGUCAUUGAGGCUUCGCGGGGUCCCAUCUCACUGUGUCUGCUGGGCCAGGGGACUUCAGUCUCCGGUGCGGUGAGCGGCUCCAGGCCGCCGUGCCAGCUGCAAGGCCCCUCUUCCACCCCUCCCCCACCCCAACCUCUGUGGCGUGAGGUGGAGGAGGGGCCGCUGGGCCUGGCUGGGCCCUCCCUGGUCUGGCGCUGAAGUUACGGGGUAGAGACGGCAGGGCAGAGGGGACGGCGCCCUGGCCUCUGACCUGAGCUCCUGCCCCUGCAGGUCGGGGUUGGGAAGAGCCUGACAGCCCAGGGGCUCCACGCCCAGCGAGAGGGACCAGGUCAGGGUCGGCUGCACAGCACGCGUGGUUCCAGGAGGAUCCACCGGGUGCUGUGUUCCCAUCUUGGCCGCGUCUGAUCUCGGCUUCAGCACUGGGACCUGCCGAGUGCAGAUGCCCGUUAGCCGUUCUUACAAGAAAAGCCAAGGGUAACACGCCAGGCCUGUCGGGGCACCAUGAACACGAGUGGGGAGGUGGCCCCGUGACAGGCAGCUUGGGUGCAGCCUCGUUCCUCUGUGGGUCGCUUGGCCUGGUGCCAGGACUGUCCAGCACAGGAGGUAACCCUCCCCUGGGCCUCUAUGUCAUGUCUGCCACCGGCCCGACCGGCUGUUGCGUCCCU
This is a messenger RNA of Physeter macrocephalus (sperm whale), 3898 nucleotides long. It is a transcript of the gene LRPAP1, whose product is annotated as LDL receptor related protein associated protein 1. The transcript is spliced from 8 exons. Gene Ontology annotation, cellular component: cis-Golgi network; rough endoplasmic reticulum lumen; endoplasmic reticulum. Gene Ontology annotation, molecular function: low-density lipoprotein particle receptor binding; very-low-density lipoprotein particle receptor binding; receptor antagonist activity. Bases 1753 to 2838 code for a protein of 361 amino acids. The record is from RefSeq and is a predicted model, not a curated record. Lineage: Eukaryota; Metazoa; Chordata; Mammalia; Artiodactyla; Physeteridae. Gene Ontology annotation, biological process: negative regulation of receptor internalization; negative regulation of very-low-density lipoprotein particle clearance.